UUAUCGAGAAGGUAAACACGCUUAAAGAGCUUUCUAAUUACUCAAACACGCUUGAAGAGCUUUCUAAUUGUUCUUUACUAAAAUCAUCAGAAGCAGGAGUGACUAAUUACUCAAGAAAGAUGGUGUCGUCUCGAAUCGUAGACUUAGACGAGAAUGUCGAUUGUCAUAAAACGGAAUCGAUAUCGGAGAUGACGUUCGCUGCGGGAGAAGAGCCCGUCUGAGUUCGUGUUCUCACCUAUCAAUCAUCACGCGCCAUAAAAAGGAUUGUCAAUGCUUUAGAAGAUGAAGAAGUCGGAGUGAUACGGGAGUCCUCUUUUGGUAAAAUAAUCGAAAUAGCGAAAAAGCCUGCUUUUUCAAGAAGCUUCGUGAGAUACAUAAUAUCAAGACAGAUGAAGAUCAAGAAGAAACGUGGAGUAUGGUUUAGGUUUGCGGGGCAGCGUAUAUGGUUUUUGUUGAAAGAGUUUGUGAUUGUCACUGGACUACCUUAAAGCAACUAUCAUGGAGAAACCGUAUUUUCAUGCUUUGUUUGGGAAAGUGGAGGAUGUUACAGUAUCAUAUGUUAUCAAGAUGCUUCGCCGCAGAACCGUCACAGAAAGAGAAAUCCGGAUUAAGUUUGUGUGUUUGGCUCUUCUAUCUUCCGUCCUGUUGCUUACAAACCUGAAUAUGAAAAUUUCCAGAGAGUAUGCUGAGGCAUUGAAGAUCUUGAUGAUUUACGUAUCCAUGGAGUAAGCAAUUAGGAGCUCAAAAGCAAAUUUAUAUAGGACCCCUGUUCGAAAACGCGGCCGCCUAGCCGCCUAUGCGGCCGCCUAGGCGUGACUCGGAGCUUAGCCGUGGGGAGGAGGUAUAAAUCGGUGACUAAAAUCGGUUGGCCGUAGAAGUCCGCGUUGUCCGCGUAAAUGGGAAACGCGGCCGCGUAGUUUAACUCGGUCAUGAACUCGACAUUAAAAAUUUUGAUUAUUAACAAUUGACAAUUGCCCACUAAAUCCAAAAAAUGGAUGCUGAGCCCAUAAAAAAACUUAGUUUAAUAUUUGUUUGGCCCAAAACUAACUCACGUUCAUAUACAUUUGGGGAUUUUCUUUUUAUGAAAUAAACCCUAGAAAAGUUACGACAUAAACAAAAGGGGUUUUGAGAUGAACUCAGAGGAAAAUUGAGAGUUGGAGACGAAGUGAAGCUGAAUCUAGUUGACAACCAUCCUCUGUUCGUGAAUUCAAGGUAAUAAUCAUCUUUCUGUUUCUUUUUCGUAUAUAUAAUUGACUCAAGAUUGAAAACUCAUACUUACUGUAGUUCUUGUAUACACAAAAACAAAAACUCAGAAUCAGUUUUGGGGAAGGUUGAGUUCUGAAACUACUCAGUGUUAAAGUUUAUUGUGUUUAAUUUUUUUUAAGGUUCAAAAGGAUGAACAACCCACCAACAGAUGCAGCACCUCCUUCUCUGAAGCGAAAUUCAAAUGAUGUGGGAUGGGAAUUUGGAGUCUUAUGUGAUCCGAGAAAUUCAGACAAAGUCAAAUGCAAGUUGUGUGGAAAACAGUUCUCUGGUGGUGUUUUCAGGAUGAAAGAACACAUUGCUCAUGUGAAAGGGAAUGUCUCACCCUGCCCUGUUUCAUCUAAAGCGGAUCAAGAGAAGUGUAAGCAGGCAAUUCUUGAUGCAAAAGAGAAGAAGAAUUUGAAAAGGAAACAUGAUCAAGCAUUGAGGGCAGAGGUGAACAUAUACAAGGACAUCAAUACUGAGGAACUGGAAAAAGAGUUGGGAACUCUUAAAAGUCCUCACUUCCAAGGUCCUAUUGAUCAGUAUGCAACCUCCAUUAACCCUGAAGCUUCUUUGGCGGCACAAACACGACAACAGAGUAUCCAUGAUGCCAUAUCUAAGGAGAAGACACAUGCAGUCCGUCAAUACUGUUCUAGAUGGAUUUAUGAGGCAAAUAUUGCUUUCAACGCUAUUGACAACGACAGUUUCAGGAUGUUUUGUGAAGCGUUGGGACAGUUUGGGCCUGGUUGGGUUCCUCCAAGUCAGUAUCAGCUUAGAGAGCCAUUGUUAAAUGAGGAACAACAAAGGACCAAGGAAAAGUUGAAGAGUCUAGAAGAAGAAUGGGAUAAAGAAGGUUGCUCAGUGAUGACAGAUGCAUGGACUGAUAUGAAGAGAAGAAGCAUAAUGAAUCUGUGUGUCAACUCAAGGGGAGGUACAUGUUUUCUUUCAUCAAAAGACACUUCUAAGGAUUCUCACACGGGUGAGUACAUCUUCAAAUACAUUGACCAGUGGAUUGAAGAUAUUGGAGCUGAAAAAAUAGUGCAAGUGGUCACUGAUAAUGCUACAAACAACGUGGCAGCUGCAAAGAUGCUGAAACAGAAGAGACCAAGGAUAUUCUGGACAGGUUGUGCUGCUCACACUUUAGAUUUGAUGCUUGAGGCCAUUUCCAAACUUCCUGGUAUUGCAAAGAUAAUUGAUCAAGCAAAGGCUGUUACUAUCUUUGUAUAUGCUCAUCAUACAACACUGUCCAUGAUGAGAACAUAUACAAAGAAAAGAGAUAUCGUGAGACCAGGAGCAACAAGAUUUGCAAAAUUUUAUUUAAAUUAAUUUUCAUAAUUUUAAACUAUUAAUUGUAAAAUUAAAUGAUGGAGUAAAUUUCAAAUGAAGUA
Brassica napus (rape) is the source of this 2633-nucleotide messenger RNA. RefSeq lists its product as uncharacterized. The coding region runs from base 1396 to 2571 and encodes 391 amino acids. The record is from RefSeq and is a predicted model, not a curated record. The transcript has a single exon. NCBI's taxonomy places the organism in Eukaryota, Viridiplantae, Streptophyta, Magnoliopsida, Brassicales, Brassicaceae.